AUGAUCCUUGUGGGGAGAGCUAAUUUAGUGAAAGUUAGAGGCCUUUGGCAAUGUUUGGAGAAAUUUUGUGCAUGGUUGGGACAGCGGAUAAAUAAGCUUAAGACCUCCAUUUUCUUCAGUAACAAUACUAGUGAGGGUAUGAAAAGUGACAUCAAACAGGAACUCAGAAUCAACUGUGCCACUAGGAACAUUAAUUAUUUGGGACUCCCUCUAUUUAGAUCUCAACAUAAGGAUACUGACUUCAACUUCAUUUUAGACAAUUUUGUGGCGAAACUACACGCGUGGAAGUUGAAAACACUGUCCAAGGCUCGCCGAGCUAACUUAAUCAAAUCAGUUAGGCUCUCCUUGCCAGUUUAUACCAUGCAGACCACGAAACUUUCUAAAAAACUUGCUUUUAAAAUUGAUGGUAUGGCCAGAGACUUUUGGUGGGUUGUGAAAAGGGUAACUGAGGGCUCUAUUUGA
Cannabis sativa is the source of this 462-nucleotide messenger RNA. RefSeq lists its product as uncharacterized. The transcript has a single exon. The record is from RefSeq and is a predicted model, not a curated record. Bases 1 to 462 code for a protein of 153 amino acids. Lineage: Eukaryota; Viridiplantae; Streptophyta; Magnoliopsida; Rosales; Cannabaceae.